GCGGGGCCGGGCCAGCCCGGGCCCGGGCCCGGGCGGGUCGGCGGCCCCGCGGGCCGGAGCGGCGCGGCGGCCCCGCAGGAAGUGGGAGGUGUUCCCGGGCCGCAACCGCUUCUACUGCGGCGGCCGCCUCAUGCUAGCGCGGCACAGCGGCGUCUUCGCCCUCACGCUCGGCCUCAUCCUGGCCACCAGCGGCCUCUUCUUCGCCUUCGACUGCCCGUUCCUUGCCAAUCACCUGACCCUGGCCAUCCCCAUCAUCGCUGCCAUCCUCUUCUUCUUUGUCAUCAGCUGCCUGCUCCAGACCAGCUUCAGAGACCCAGGAAUCCUGCCCAGAGCCACCCCCAGCGAGGCUGCAGACCUGGAGAAGCGAAUUGACAGCAUGGGCAGCUCCACGUACCGUCCCCCAGCCCGCACCAUGGAGGUGGUGAUCAACAAGUACGUGGUGAAGCUCAAGUACUGCUACACCUGCAAGAUGUUCCGGCCGCCGCGCACCUCGCACUGCAGCGUCUGCGACAACUGCGUGGAGAGAUUCGAUCACCACUGCCCCUGGGUGGGCAACUGCGUGGGCAAGCGCAACUACCGCUACUUCUACGCCUUCAUCCUGUCCCUGUCCUUCCUCACCGCCUUCAUCUUCGCCUGCGUCGUCACCCACCUCACCCUGCGCUCUCAGAGGGAUGGGUUCCUGGCCACUCUGAAGACAACCCCUGCGAGUGUGCUGGAGCUGGUGAUUUGUUUUUUCUCAGUCUGGUCCAUUUUGGGCCUCUCAGGUUUUCACACGUACUUAGUCGCCUCCAACCUGACGACGAACGAAGAUAUCAAAGGGUCCUGGUCAAACAAGAGGGGCUCAGAGUUUGCCAAUCCCUACAGCCAUAAAAGCAUCCUCACAAACUGCUGUGCAGUGCUGUGUGGACCAUUCCAUCCCAGCUUGAUAGACAGAAGAGGAUUUAUCCAGCCAGACAUGGGGACCCCGUCCAGUCCCAAGAGUGAAAUCCCUUCCCUUGGAGCCAAAACUGACACCAGCAUGGUAGGAGGCAUUCCCUAGCAGUGCUGUGAUGCUCCCAGUGCCUGCUGUGCCUGCACUUGCUCCAGCCAGUACCUUCCCUGUCACAGCCCUGGCUCAGGUGGGACAGCCCUGAGCUGCCAAAGGCUCGAGCCAUGCGUUGCCUUCUUUUUUUUUUACAUUUAUUUAUUACUUUUUGUUUAUUUGUUUCACUGUGCUGUGGCCUGUCAGGGGUGUUGCCUGACAGAGCCCAACAGCUUGUGGGACCCUUGGACUCGUGCUGGAAACAGGGGGUCCCCAGGAGUCCCCAGACCCCUGAGCUCCAGGGCAUUGCUGUGAUUCCUGCUGGGAAUGAGAGGGGCCAAGGCUGGGAGCUGGGCACUGGCAGAUGAUUCCCAGCUGGGGCUGGGCUGGAGGAGGUGUCACCUCCCUGGUGCCCCUGUUAGCUCCAUCAGCACACCCUGCUCCCCUGGCCCACCUGGCAGGGCUCUUGUGGCUCUCAGGCUGCAGCAGCUUCCCUCUCCAGGAGCUGCUGGGCCUUGGCGAGCUGGGCUGUUCAGCUGGGAGGACUCUGGCUCCCAGCACACCUGGGGGCCAGUGGGGAUGUCCUGGGUGAUCCCUGCUGAUCCUCUUUCCUGGCUGGGGCUGUGUUUUGGCCCUGCCAGUUGGUCAGACACGUUUUGCAGCAAGGACACAAGUCAGGGGACACUCAUCCAGCAGGGAAGAAGGAACACUCUGUGCUCUGUGACUCUCAGAGAUGCAGGUCACAAGGCUGCAGGGGUCAGGUUUGGGAGCUGGAGCUUCCCAGGAUUGUGUCCUGUCUGUGGGAGACCAAAAGGCAGCAGAAGAGUGUGUGAACUCCUGAGGGUCACACCAUUCCCAGCUGGGGGUUCACAAGGAAGCAGUGAGGGGUGCUGGUCUCUGAUGAGCUCGUGGUGUGCUCUUGGUUUGGGUUUCUGAGCAGCAGAGUGUCCCCAGGGCUGUCCCCAGUGCCCUGGAGCCAUUCCAGCUGCUCAUCCACGAGCAUCCCUCUGCACCCAGGCAGCCAGCUCCGUGUCCCUGGGGCGAAGGCAGAGUCACAAACCUUGUAGCAAUACUUGAAUCGUGUUCUUCAAAGCUGCUGGAUAUUUUUGCACAAUUUGUAGGACUUUUUUCUACGUAGAACAUUUUCUGUCCUGUGCAGGGAGCACUGUGCACGUUGGCACCAGGCAGAGGCUCACAGUGCCGAGCUGCCUGUCAGGUUUCCUUGGAUCAGACAGACCAGUUUCAACCUGGGGCAGGGGCAGCACAUUUUGGGGGGCAGCCCAGCCCCCCUGAGCUCACCAGCAUCGUGCUUUGUACUCUGCAAGUGCCUGUGCCAGGGGGAUGGAGAGGAGCAGUGAGGAGGGGGUUACCAGGGGCCAGACUCCUUCCUGUUUUUAUUUAAACCAGUUUCCUUUGUUACUCAAUAAAAUUCUAUUUUGAAAGAGUUAACUGCUUGGAUGAUUCUUUUCCUCCUUGAGGACAGAAGGGGGCAGGUGUGUCCCAGGGUUUGGCAUCUCCCAGGUGCCAGCUGGGCUCUGUCAGGCUCAGGCCUCACCUGGAAACUCCUGGAAGCUCCUGCUGGGAGGGAUGAGCAGCAGCUGACGCUGCUGUGACUCCUGCUGGAGUGAAGGGAAUUUGCUGUCCCACGUUUCCAGGCUGGGCAGGGGCUCAUCCCUUCCCCUGUUGUCACCUCAGUGUCCCUUCCCCAGCUGUGCCAGCCCCUGUGGCCCCGUGGCAGGCGUGAGGUGCAUAA
Pyrgilauda ruficollis (rufous-necked snowfinch) is the source of this 2774-nucleotide messenger RNA. It is a transcript of the gene ZDHHC18, whose product is annotated as zinc finger DHHC-type palmitoyltransferase 18. The transcript is spliced from 8 exons. The record is from RefSeq and is a predicted model, not a curated record. Gene Ontology annotation, molecular function: protein-cysteine S-palmitoyltransferase activity. Lineage: Eukaryota; Metazoa; Chordata; Aves; Passeriformes; Passeridae. Gene Ontology annotation, biological process: peptidyl-L-cysteine S-palmitoylation; protein targeting to membrane. Bases 131 to 1039 code for a protein of 302 amino acids. Gene Ontology annotation, cellular component: endoplasmic reticulum; Golgi apparatus.